ACUGUAACCAAAAGAGAAACAGGUUACUAACAAUGCUGACAUUUAUAAAGCAAACAAAAGCAGAUGUAUUCAGCAAGUCUCGCUGUUGCAUUUGCAUACAAAAUUUCCUCAAACUCUAACAUGUGUGACAAGAAAAAUGCAGGAAUGGUUUUCAAGGUUCUUUAGAAUUAAAGAUCCAUUUAAUUCUAAUUCAAAGCAUCCAUCAGGAUGCUUUGAAUACUUUGCUUUGCUUUGAAUACUGCACUCUCAGUUCCUUUACUGAACAGAAAAAACUGGAAAUGCAUUUGUACAAUAAAGCUUUAACAGAAAUAAAUACAAAAAAUUUAAUAAUAAUUUAAAUCAGCAACACAAAACCAGUUAUUACCAUGAAGAAACAAAACAUAACGUAACAGAAUUACAACAUAAAUGUAACCAAGCCAUCAUAAAGUUACUUUGUGAAAUAAGUAUGUACAUUACAGAAAAAGCAACAUUUACAAAAGCCUACAAGAGAAACUAGACUGCAUGGGUAUUAUUUACAUGCUUUAAUAAAUUAAUACGUUAUAUUAUUUGCAGCAGAAUAAUUCAUCAUCAGCUCGGCUAUUUCACAACAGUCAUGUGACUCAUUUUUACUACAUCUGGGAAAUUCCUCUAACGCAAUCUACAUGCUAGCAGAGCCCUGCACACGGGCACAAAACUGUAUAAAAGCAGAAUGGGUCUCCCUGUUCAGACAUCAGCACUCCUCUGACAGGAGAGAUCACAGCUCCACAAAACCUCAGCUCAGAAGACAAGCCAAACACUCCUAACCAUGAACGGCAAGCUUGGAGCAGUCCUGGCUCUCCUCCUGGUUUCAGCAGCUCUGUCGCAAGGUAGGACCCUGGUAAAGAUGGGGAACGAGCUCCGGUGCCAGUGCAUUAGCACUCAUUCUAAGUUCAUCCACCCUAAAUCCAUUCAAGAUGUGAAGCUGACGCCGAGCGGCCCCCACUGCAAGAACGUUGAAAUCAUAGCUACUCUAAAGGACAGAAGAGAAGUGUGCUUGGACCCCACUGCUCCCUGGGUACAGCUGAUCGUAAAGGCACUUAUGGCCAAGGCUCAGCUCAAUUCUGAUGCACCACUGUGAGAAAAUUCCAGACAGGAAAAAGCCUCAGAACCGCUCCUGAUUUCCACUGGGAGAAACAUCCAGAGAAAGCAUCAUGCAGCAUUCCAUCUUCCACAUCAGUGUCUCAUGUUAAUUGUAGAUCCUUGUAUCUAUUUAUUUAUUUAUUUAACUGCAUCUAUUUAAGGAAAUCUUUCAUAUUGGUCAGUGCUGUGGGACUUGCUGUCCAUAGAACAGGAAAAGUGGCUUGCUAGGGGAAAUGAAGCUCCCUUGGAAGCCACUUCAGUCAGACACAAUCAGUUGAGUGCAAUGCACUUACAGCACAGCUUGUUUGUACUAAGACCUACUGUUCUGCUAUUACAGCAGCAAACUGGUAAUUCCUCCUGCUCCCCUGGAGUGCUCUAGUAUGUUGUGUCAACAACAGUUUCCUAGUCACAGUCAGCUCACACCAACUGCAGACUGUGAUUUAAAACUUCAGAAAUCUCACCUGCAGAAUCUGCAAGACUGUGGGUUUGGUAUUUAUUAUGAUUUCCAUGGUAUUUAUAGAUAUAUUUAUUCACUAGUUUCUAUACAAGAUAGAGAUUACAACUUUUGUAAUUUCUACGGGAUUUGCUAUUCUUAAUGAUGAAUACUCAAGAAACAUUCACACACCCAUUACUCUGCAUAAGGACUUGGUUCUAAGUCUAAUUCAUGAGUUAUUCAGCUAAUGGAAAAAAAUUGCACCAUGCAUACAC
This is a messenger RNA of Lagopus muta (rock ptarmigan), 1806 nucleotides long. Its product is annotated as interleukin-8. The record is from RefSeq and is a predicted model, not a curated record. Gene Ontology annotation, molecular function: CXCR chemokine receptor binding; chemokine activity. Gene Ontology annotation, biological process: neutrophil chemotaxis; antimicrobial humoral immune response mediated by antimicrobial peptide; chemokine-mediated signaling pathway. The coding region runs from base 785 to 1096 and encodes 103 amino acids. The transcript has 4 exons. Gene Ontology annotation, cellular component: extracellular region. Lineage: Eukaryota; Metazoa; Chordata; Aves; Galliformes; Phasianidae.